Poecilia latipinna (sailfin molly) is the source of this 2058-nucleotide messenger RNA. RefSeq names its product small integral membrane protein 14 (gene smim14). The transcript has 5 exons. Gene Ontology annotation, cellular component: endoplasmic reticulum. The record is from RefSeq and is a predicted model, not a curated record. The coding region runs from base 173 to 490 and encodes 105 amino acids. NCBI's taxonomy places the organism in Eukaryota, Metazoa, Chordata, Actinopteri, Cyprinodontiformes, Poeciliidae.
UCGGAAGGUUCUGAGCUUUAAAGUAAACACGGAGAAAUGGUUGACAUGACGGCGGUGGUUUGACGGUGAAUAUCGGCAUCAGCGGCGCUGCAGCAGAGCAGCAUAGGCCCGAUAAACGCAUUCAGUCGUUCCUGACAACUUCUAAGCUCAGGUGGAUUCUUGCUGGUGAGAAAUGGCUGAAGGAGGCUUCGACCCGUGUGAGUGCAUCUGCUCUCAGGAGUACGCUAUGAGGCGCCUCAUCAACCUGCUCAGGCAAUCCCAGUCGUACUGUACUGACAUCGAGUGUCCUCAGGAGUUGCCCGGACCCAGCGGGUCAGUGGGUGGAGGAGGGGACCUGACCCUGCCCAUGGUCCUGAUGGGGUGGGUGGUGGUGGCUCUGGUCCUGUUUUUGCUGCGCCCUUCCAGCCUCAGAGGAGCCCGUCCUUCUGGCAAGCCCUCUGGACCUCACAAUAGUGAAAGAAGGGAGCCCCCUGCACCACCAGUGGACUAACACUGAGUCAGACCACCACAGGCUACAACUGUGAGCAGGACAACAGCAUCUUCCUGUCGGCCUUAAAUCACAAAUCUUCUUUUCAUUACCUGGUUACAGUUUUUGUUCUGUGACCAAUGUUACUAAAACUGGCCUGACACUGAAUCAGUAAACUGUUGACGUGAUCAUGUUCUAUAGAGGCUAAAAAUAAUUUUUUGCACACAUAUAUUAGAAAAAUAUAAACAGUAUAAUUUGUUUCUUUGGCUUUUCUCUUUUUUAUAUAUAUAUAUUAUAUGUCCUUUUUUGUUAUGAUUGAAAUCUACAUUAACCAUUGCAUUAUGAUUUAUAAUAAUCAGCAGCCUGUCACUAGCUGUUAGUAAUCCAGAAAACGGACCCUUUAAGGAUAUUCCAGCAUAAGUACCACUUAUGUUCUUUUACAACUCAGGAUCCUAAUUAUCAGUACGUUGCUUAUUCACAAAGUCUUAAAUCAGGAUGUGUGUUUGAGGUUGAAGUUGGUCCCAGGUCUCAGCCAUGGUGUUAACACACCAUUAGAGCUGGGACAUUAACUCUGAAUGAAGGAAUGUGCUGCCUGAUUAGGGUGGAGAUCCUGGAAAUUCCCCAUUAGGUGGUUUUGAUUACCGUUUCCAGUCUUGCUCAGUCAGGAGUAGUGCGGAUUUUCUUGAUUGCUCUAAGACAUUCCUCUCAGUAGGUUUUAAAAUUGUUACUUUAAGCUGUGCCAGUAAAGACAUAUCAGGAAUUUGUCUUUAUGCAAUGAAAGACUUCCCUGAAGUAAAUUGAAUAGCUCAAAUCUUAAAUCGGGAUUUUCUUUUUGGAGUGCUUUCUAAGUUGUGAAUUAAUCUUGUUUUUGUUUACAGCAAACCACUUUAGAUCAGGUUCUUAAACUGUACCAACAAAUCAGUCGGGGUAUACUUCUUUUUCAGAAGUGUAAUAAUCCAAAGGCUGACUAAAUAUGUAUAGUUAAGUGGUGCCAAUGGAAAUUUAUCGUUCUGAAAUUAAUUUUAAGCACUUUUUACAAACUAUUUUCCAAUACAAAGCUAUUUGAUUAAAUGAAUGGUCUGCAUGCUCAAAUAUUUACCAUUUGAGUUAUUGGGAACAAUAUUUAGUGAAGAAGUAGUCUAUUUUUCUUGGAUAUUUUCUUUUCUGUUUUACAUAACGACGCAAUCAGCCCACAGCCACUAAACCAAGACAUCCUGCUGCUUUUUUCUUAAGCUUUAUCAGAGUUUGUGAACAUCUUUCUUAUCUGGGAUUUGGGAUUCUGAAACUCUUGCAUUAGCUGUUGUUGGAUUGAAGGGUGUUCAGCUGGAAUGCCUUUGGACACGUGGCUACCUUAUUUCAAUACCAGCAGCAAAUUUCUUUAUUUGUUCUGUAGCUGUCAGGAUGGCCAGGAAGAGCUUUAUGAAUCAUAUUGACAUUAGGUUGUGAUAUACAGGAACGGAUAGAAAAUGGGUUACAUCUCUGACUACUGUUUAUCAUAUGACACCUCAAAUGAUAAUGUUUAGUAAAUAGAAUUUUAAGGGCUUGAACUAUGCACUUUUCUUACAAUAAAAAAAUCAAUACUUAAAUCUGAA